Alnus glutinosa is the source of this 4360-nucleotide messenger RNA. RefSeq lists its product as uncharacterized. Gene Ontology annotation, molecular function: protein serine/threonine kinase activity; protein tyrosine kinase activity; ATP binding. Gene Ontology annotation, biological process: peptidyl-serine phosphorylation; peptidyl-threonine phosphorylation. Lineage: Eukaryota; Viridiplantae; Streptophyta; Magnoliopsida; Fagales; Betulaceae. The record is from RefSeq and is a predicted model, not a curated record. The transcript is spliced from 9 exons. The coding region runs from base 405 to 3977 and encodes 1190 amino acids. Gene Ontology annotation, cellular component: cytoplasm.
UCUUUCAUCGAUUUUUACUUUGUUACUUUUUCAUCUUUUGGACCCAUUUCCACUCUUUCACCAAACCCUAAAAAAAAUUAACUCACAAAGCAAAAUGUCAGAUCUUGGUUUCUUAUGAUUUUUCAAAGAGAGUGAUUUUGGCCUUAAAACUGUGGUGGAAAUUGAAUUCCACUUUCGAAGCGCUCGAUUAUGUGAUGGGAUUGGGGUUUAGGGUUGGAGGUGAAGGAAAGGGAAAUGGGAAUCCGCGGGAUUUGAAAUUCCCAAUCUGUGGAUCCGCGCUGAGAAUGCCGGCACUGCUUUUUAGGUCACAGGAUUACAAAAAUGCCGCCACUUGGUUGAGCCUUAUGCGAGGUUAUGGUGGAUGCUUCUUUCUGAGACCUACUUGUAGGUUUUAGUGGUUAAAAAUGGCAGAAUCAAACUCGGUUGAUGUGAUUCUGGAAUUUCUGCGAAGAAAUCGGUUCACUAGAGCCGAGGCAGCUUUGCGCAGUGAGCUCAGUAAUCGUCCUGAUUUGAAUGGGUUCCUUCAGAAGCUUAUGAUUGGGGACAAGGAUAAGGACUCGGGUAAUGUGGUAGAGGAGGCGAACGGGGACAAGCUGGUAUUGGAAAAUCAAGGGUCAGUGUCUCGGGAUAGUCGUGAGGUUUCCAAGGAGUUAAUUGUGAAGGAGAUAGAGUGUGGGACUGGUAGAAAUGGUUCCGAGAGUAAAUGGAAGAAUGCUGCUUCUACUGGUGAGCGGAAUAAAAGUAAUGAAGCGGUUGGGACGAGUGACAAGAACUUCAGUUUCUUGAAAGGUGCGGAGGACAUGGUGCUUGAUUUGUAUUCGUGGAAGCUCAUUCCUAGUAAUGGGCCUGGUGGAGCUUAUCAGAAUGAUGGUGGUAAUAAUGCUGAUAGCAUUUCAGAGCUUCAGAUAUCGGGGCAACCAAAGUAUCGUACGAGUGAAGCUCUUGAUGCUGGUAAAGCCAUUGUGAAGACUGGGGAAGAGAUUACUUUUUCUGGCGAAAAGAGAACUUCAUGGCUUGGAAGUACUAGUAAAGCUAAUGUGGAAUCCAAGUUUGAGAAAACCCAAGCAUGUGAGCCCAAAGAGCUUGAUCAGCAGCUUAAGAGUAGCACAUACUUCAAGGAAAACCUUGCAGAUAAUCCAUGGUCAAGAAGUGAGGUGUCCACGAAUUCAUCUUCUGAUUUGUGGAAAGAUUGCCCUGUCAAGACUGUUUUUCCAUUCUCCGAAGGGGAUGUGUCAACUAGUUAUGAUAUUGUUACAGGUUCUGACAAAAAAGAAGGAAGGAGAAAGCCAGAAAUGAGUGAUGUUAGGACAGCAAUAAAAGAGCAAGUGGAUGAGGUGGGAAGAGCCUUGUACUUUGCCAAGUCACAAGGGGGUUCCGAGCAAAAGACCAUCAGCAGCUUGAGUUUUCCUCUGGUAUCUGAGAAUCAGAAAGAAGAAUUUCCUAGGUUGCCACCUGUUAAACUCAAAUCAGAGGACAAGUCAUUGAAUGUCAAUUGGGAGGAAAAGUUUGAGCGAGAUGGACCUGGUGCAAAACUCACCAGUGCUGAUAACACCUUCCUUAUAGGCUCAUUCCUGGAUGUUCCUGUCGGACAAGAACUAAACUCUGCAGGUGGAAAAAGGAUUGCAGGAGGUAGUUGGCUAUCUGUAAGUCAGGGAAUUGCAGAGGAUACAUCUGAUCUGGUUUCUGGUUUUGCCACUGUCGGUGAUGGAUUAAGUGAAUCUGUUGACUAUCCAAAUGAGUAUUGGGACUCUGAUGAAUACGAUGACGAUGAUGAUGUUGGAUAUAUGAGACAACCUAUUGAGGAUGAGGCCUGGUUUCUAGCUCAUGAAAUUGAUUACCCUAGUGACAAUGAAAAGGGUACAGGGCAUGGCAGUGUUCCGGAUCCACAAGAAAGAGCUCCCACCAAAGAUGAGGAUGAUGAUCAAUCUUUUGCUGAGGAGGAUUCUUACUUCUCUGGUGAGCGGUAUUUUCAAGCAAAAAAUGUCGAACCAGUUACAGCUUCAGAUGAUCCUAUAGGGUUGUCAGCGACUGACAUGUAUGGGAGGACUGAUGAGAAUGAUUUAAUUGCUCAAUAUGAUGGACAGUUGAUGGAUGAAGAAGAGCUGAAUCUGAUGCGUGCAGAACCUGUGUGGCAGGGCUUUGUGACUCAGACGAAUGAACUCAUCAUGUUAGGGGAUGGGAAAGUUUUGAACGAGUGUGGAAGGUCGCGGCUAGAUGAUAUUUGUAUGGAUGAUGAUCAGCAUGGUUCGGUUCGAUCAAUUGGUGUAGGGAUCAACAGUGAUGCUGCAGAUAUGGGCAGUGAAGUACGGGAAAGUUUGGUUGGAGGCAGUAGUGAAGGGGAUCUAGAAUACUUCCGUGAUCAUGAUGUUGGAAUUGGUGGGUCUAGACAUCCUCAUCAUGACUUAGACAAGAAAUAUAUUGAUAGAUCAAACAGGGAUAAAAGGAAAAUUACUAAUCAAGAGGCCAAUAAAUAUGUAGUUGGGAAUGAUAAGGGUGGAAGCAUGCAGAUGAAAAAUCAUCCUGAUGGGGGAUUUUCGUUUCCCCCACCACUGAGGGAUGGGCGGUUGGAGCAGCCAGGCGCUAGUAAAUCUUUAUGGGCAAACAACUGCAAUGCUAUUGUCAGUGAUGAAACUGAUGAGCGUGAUAAUGCUGUGGUGGGCUCUGAUAACAUGCUUACUUCAUGGAGGCGGAAAAGCAGUGAUUCUUCACCUGUCAAAAGUUCCAGGGAUGAGGAUAAUGCUAAUGCCGUGAGAUCCACAGAUUCUACUCCAUCAACAAUCUCUAAUUAUGGUUAUGAUGAAAGAGAGCAUGCGAAGCGAGAAGAGGACAAAAAAAUUGGUUCUGCACGGGAAGAAGAUCCAGCAGCAUCACUUGAGGAUGAAGAGGCAGCUGCUGUGCAAGAGCAAGUAAGGCAGAUAAAGGCUCAGGAGGAUGAAUUUGAGACCUUUAAUCUAAAGAUUGUGCAUAGGAAAAACAGAACUGGCUUUGAGGAGGACAAGAACUUCCAUGUUGUUCUAAAUUCAGUCAUAGCUGGGCGAUAUCAUGUUACUGAGUAUCUUGGGUCAGCUGCAUUCAGUAAAGCUAUACAAGCACAUGACCUGCAUACGGGUAUGGAUGUCUGUGUAAAAAUUAUAAAGAACAACAAGGAUUUUUUUGAUCAGAGCCUUGAUGAGAUAAAGCUUCUCAAGUAUGUGAAUAAGCAUGAUCCUGGUGACAAGUACCACAUUCUCCGAUUGUAUGAUUAUUUCUAUUAUCGAGAGCAUUUGUUAAUAGUAUGUGAACUACUCAAGGCAAACUUAUAUGAGUUUCAUAAAUUUAACAGAGAAUCAGGAGGGGAGGUCUACUUCACAAUGCCACGAUUGCAGUCAAUUACCAUUCAGUGUCUUGAGGCACUUCAGUUUCUACAUGGCCUUGGCCUAAUACAUUGUGACUUGAAGCCUGAGAAUAUAUUGGUGAAAAGUUAUAGUAGAUGUGAGGUGAAGGUCAUUGAUCUUGGGAGCAGUUGUUUUGAGACAGAUCACCUCUGCUCUUACGUUCAAUCCAGGUCCUAUCGUGCCCCAGAAGUUAUCUUGGGACUUUCGUAUGAUAAGAAGAUAGAUGUAUGGUCACUUGGCUGCAUAUUGGCAGAACUUUGUACUGGCAAUGUCCUCUUCCAAAAUGAUUCACCUGCAACAUUACUGGCUCGGGUGAUUGGAAUUAUAGGUCCCAUUGAUCAAAGCAUGCUUGCCAAAGGACGGGAUACAUACAAAUAUUUUACCAAAAAUCACAUGCUUUAUGAACGGAAUCAGGAAACAAACAGGCUGGAAUACCUGAUUCCAAAAAAGACAUCCUUAAGGCACCGAUUGCCGAUGGGAGACCAGGGCUUCAUUGACUUUGUUGGUCACCUACUUGAGAUAAACCCAAAGAAGCGGCCUUCGGCUUUGGAGGCGUUGAAGCAUCCAUGGCUAUCGUACCCAUAUGAACCCAUAUCAUCGUGAACCGUUUGAAGAUUCUCUUAGGGAAAAUGACAGGCUCCAGGUGCCCUUGUGUUUGGUUUUGGGCGUCCUAUUAAGGGGGAAGGAGCCACUUUUGAUUUCUGGCUGAAAUUGGUCAUCUAUUUGAGGUGAUCUUCAAAGAGACAUUGCCCCAUUCAUCCCUGCACAAUGCAUUGGAAGGCGUGUUUGGUUUUGUUGGUGAUACCUGUCUUUCCUUCCCCUUGCCAAGUUGUAUUCCAAUUAACUAUAAUCAAGAAUGUAGUUUUGCACGCUGUGUAUUCUUAGGUGUUUCUUUCUUUUCUUUACUUUGCUUGAUCUGGUGGAAGAAGUUCUAAAUUGUUGUUGUACAUGAUGUGUGAUAUAAUUCUUUUAGGUUAUUAGUAGUA